Nannizzia gypsea CBS 118893 is the source of this 1563-nucleotide messenger RNA. RefSeq lists its product as hypothetical. The coding region runs from base 1 to 1563 and encodes 520 amino acids. Gene Ontology annotation, biological process: transmembrane transport. The transcript has 10 exons. Gene Ontology annotation, molecular function: transmembrane transporter activity. NCBI's taxonomy places the organism in Eukaryota, Fungi, Ascomycota, Eurotiomycetes, Onygenales, Arthrodermataceae. The record is from RefSeq and is a predicted model, not a curated record. Gene Ontology annotation, cellular component: membrane.
AUGAAGGCCGAACGAGGAGAUGGGAAUGUGGCGUGGACCUCGGAGAUAGAGAGUGCCAGACCAGUAGAGGUGCCUCAGUCGAAAUGGAAAAUCUCCAAGUCUGGGGGCGGCGAUACUGCCAUGUCUCUAUUCACAAAUCCAGACGAAAUUUACGAAUACGUUGACCCGAAAGAGGCACGAAAGCUACUAUGGAAAAUUGACUUGAUGAUUCUCCCUUAUCUCGCUGUUUGCUACGCGUUCUUCUAUAUUGACAAGACGACUUUGAGCUAUGCAGCAAUCUUUGGAAUUCGAGAAGAUUUGAAUCUCAAAGGGACCCAAUACAGUUGGCUCAGCAGCCUCUUUUAUUUUGGAUUUUUGAUAUGGGCGCUUCCAACCAAUUUCAUGCUGCAGAGAUAUCCAGUUGGCAAAUAUCUGGGAGUGAACAUCUUUCUGUGGGGCUUCUUCCUAAUGCUCCAAGCAGCCUGCAAGAAUUUCACUACACUUGCAGUUCUCCGUACUCUCGCCGGUGCAGCGGAGGCGUGUUCCGACCCCGGGUUUCUCCUCGUCACAAGUAUGUGGUAUACUCGAAAGGAACAACCUGUACGGAUAGGCUUGUGGUAUACCGCGAAUGGAUUUGGUAUAGCCAUAGGUGGCCUCCUUGGAUACGGAAUCGGAAGUAUUAAAGGAGCCUUGCCAUCUUGGAAAUAUGAGUUUAUCAUCAUUGGUGCAUUGUGUUGCGUUUGGGGUAUUGUUAUCUUCCUCUUUCUUCCUGAUUCCCCAGUGACAGCCCCAUUUUUCAGCGAAAGGGACCGCCGCAGGGCUGUCGAGCGCAUUCGAUCAAACCAAACGGGGAUUGAAAACAAAAAGCUUAAGCCAUAUCAAAUUAAGGAGGCAUUCCUGGACUACAAGCUUUAUCUGUUUUUCUUGCUUGGAGUGGCGUGCAAUAUUCCUAAUGGAGGUAUUUCAAAUUUUGGAACUAUAAUCAUUCAGGGGUUCGGGUUUUCCACACUUGUCACUACCUUAAUGCAGAUACCAUACGGAAUUAUCAUUGCAGUGUCUAUCUUACUCUGUGUAUACCUCAAUAAUAAGUUUGAGAACCGGCGAUGUCUCUUUAUUAUUUUAUUUCUUUUACCAAAUAUAACAGGCGCAUUCGGACUCCGGUUUCUUACCCAUGACCAAAAGGCUGGACGGCUUAUUUGUUACUAUUUGACUGGACCGUACAAUGCUGCUUUCGUCCUAAUACUCAGCAUGCAAAUUGCUAAUAUAGCUGGACACACAAAGAAGGUGGUUACAAACGCCGUGCUAUUCUUAGGCUACUGCACUGGUAACAUCGCCGGUCCAUUCUUCUAUAUUUCAGAACAAUCGCCCUCAUACCCGCUUGGUAUCUGGUCGAUGAUAGUAUCGCACGUCAUUGAAGCAGCGGCCAUCUCGCUUCUCGGGUUCCUUUUAUGGAGAGAAAAUAAACGACGUGACCACAUACAAUCCCAACAAGAAGGUGGAUUGAAUGGUCGGGACCUUGACUCUACUGCAUUCUCUGAUAUGACAGACAGAGAAAACCUCAAUACUGACUUGUUGUAUAAAUAA